Molecule: messenger RNA, 2314 nt
Organism: Budorcas taxicolor (takin)
Lineage: Eukaryota; Metazoa; Chordata; Mammalia; Artiodactyla; Bovidae
Gene: SLC27A4
Product: solute carrier family 27 member 4
Exons: 12
Coding region: 1-1932 (643 amino acids)
Biological process (GO): response to nutrient; very long-chain fatty acid catabolic process; long-chain fatty acid import into cell
Cellular component (GO): plasma membrane; endoplasmic reticulum membrane; microvillus
Molecular function (GO): long-chain fatty acid transmembrane transporter activity; long-chain fatty acid-CoA ligase activity
Source: RefSeq, a predicted model, not a curated record
AUGCUGCUUGGGGCAUCUCUGUUGGGGGUGCUGCUGUUCUCCCGGCUGGUGCUGAAACUGCCCUGGACCCAAGUGGGGUUCUCCCUGUUCUUCCUCUACCUGGGGUCUGGCGGCUGGCGCUUCAUCCGAAUCUUUAUCAAGACUGUCAGGCGUGAUAUCUUCGGCGGCACCGUGCUCCUGAGGGUGAAGGCCAAGGUCCGACGGUACCUACGGGAGCGGCGCACAGUGCCCAUCCUGUUUGCCGCCACAGUCCAGCGCCACCCAGACAAGACGGCCCUGAUCUUUGAGGGCACAGACACGCACUGGACCUUCCGGCAGCUGGACGACUACUCAAACAGUGUGGCCAACUUCCUGCAGGCUCAGGGCCUGGCCUCGGGCGACGUGGCCGCCCUCUUCAUGGAGAACCGCAAUGAGUUUGUGGGUCUGUGGCUGGGCAUGGCCAAGCUGGGCGUGGAGGCGGCGCUCAUCAACACCAACCUCCGGCGGGAUGCGCUGCUCCACUGCCUGACCUCCUCCCAGGCCCGGGCCCUCAUCUUUGGCAGCGAGAUGGCCCCAGCUGUCCUUGAGAUCCAUGCCAACCUGGACCCCUCGCUCAACCUCUUCUGCUCCGGUCCCUGGGAGCCCAGUGCAGGGCCCGCCGGCACGAAGCACCUGGACCCGCUUCUGGAAGAUGCCCCCAAGCACCAGCCCAGCCGUCCCAACAAGGGCUUCGUAGAUAAGCUCUUCUACAUCUACACGUCAGGUACCACCGGGCUGCCCAAAGCUGCCAUCGUGGUGCAUAGCAGGUAUUACCGGAUGGCUGCCCUGGUGUACUACGGCUUCCGCAUGCGGCCUGACGACAUCAUCUAUGACUGCCUUCCCCUCUACCACUCUGCAGGAAACAUCGUGGGGAUGGGGCAGUGCCUGAUCCACGGCAUGACCGUGGUGAUCCGGAAGAAGUUCUCGGCUUCCCGCUUCUGGGACGACUGUAUCAAGUACAACUGCACGAUUGUGCAGUACAUCGGCGAGCUGUGCCGCUACCUCCUGAACCAGCCGCCCCGGGAGGUGGAGGGUCAGCACCGGGUGCGCAUGGCGGUUGGCAACGGCCUCCGCCAGUCCAUCUGGACCGAAUUCUCUAGCCGCUUCCACAUCCCCCAGGUGGCCGAGUUCUAUGGGGCCACGGAGUGCAACUGCAGCCUGGGCAACUUCGAUGGCCAGGUGGGAGCCUGUGGCUUCAACAGCCGCAUCCUGUCCUUCGUGUACCCCAUCCGGCUGGUUCGUGUCAACGAGGACACCAUGGAGCUGAUCCGGGGCCCUGACGGCCUUUGCAUUCCCUGCAAGCCAGGUGAGCCGGGCCAGCUGGUGGGCAUCAUCAUCCAGCAAGACCCCUUGCGGCGCUUCGACGGCUACUUGAACCAGAGCGCCAGCAACAAGAAGAUCACCCGGGAUGUCUUCAAGAAGGGGGACCAGGCCUACCUCAGUGGUGACGUGCUGGUGAUGGACGAGCUGGGCUACGUGUAUUUCCGCGACCGCACGGGGGACACGUUCCGCUGGAAAGGCGAGAACGUGUCCACCACCGAGGUGGAGGGCACGCUCAGCCGCCUGCUGGACAUGGCCGACGUGGCCGUGUAUGGCGUCGAGGUGCCAGGGACCGAGGGCCGGGCCGGCAUGGCUGCCGUGGCCAGCUCCUCAGGCAGCUGUGACCUGGAGCACUUAGCCCAGCUCCUGCAGAAGGAGCUGCCGCAGUACGCCCACCCCAUCUUCCUGCGCUUCCUGCCCGAGCUGCACAAGACAGCGACCUUCAAGCUACAGAAGACAGGAUUACGGAAGGAGGGCUUUGACCCAACAGUUGUGAAAGACCAGCUGUUCUACCUGGAUGCCCGGAAGGGCCGCUACGUCCCGCUGGACCACGAGGCCUACACUCGCAUCCAGGCGGGCCAGGAGAAGCUGUGACUGACCCCGAGUCCUUCUUGAGGGCCAGCGGAUACUGGAUCUAGAGCCCUAGCUCCCACCCCGGAGAGGUCCUGGGCGAAGCCAGACCAAAGCAAGCAGAGCCUGGCACCACCCCCAGCCCCCGAGGUGCCAACCCCCACUCCUCAGAACUGCCAAGGGACUCACUGCCACCUCCCCGCUCCACCCUGAGGCUUUCUGUGAAAGCUUCAGAUCCACUUUAUGUCUUGGAGGCCAUGUGGGGGUCUCUGGGCCUCAGGCUGAGACUGAGACUGGGCCCCGCGGGGUGAUGUCUCAGGUCAGGACAAGGGGAAAUAGAGUGUCUCCAAGCACUUCGCAGAGAACAGGCAGCUUGUAAAUGGGACCAGGGCAGAAGCCCCCAGAC